This is a messenger RNA of Linum trigynum, 2427 nucleotides long. The record is from the annotation of a GenBank genome assembly. NCBI's taxonomy places the organism in Eukaryota, Viridiplantae, Streptophyta, Magnoliopsida, Malpighiales, Linaceae.
UAAAAAGCUUCAUCUCGCUCAUUGCUUUUGAGUUGGGUGAGGGUUUUUUUUUUUUUUACAACCCACUUCUUCUGAUUUGCUUCUCCACUUUGUAUAGGAGCUUUUGUCACAUGUAAGGUUACUUCACCGAUGAUAGCAUCAAUUCUUGCUCCAUCAAUGGCGAGGAAUGGCCUUCGAAAGAGGAUUAAAUACUCUUUGCUUGUAUCCAUGUCGAUCACAAGGUAGUCUGGGAAGAAAAUGAGCGGAUCAACUUGGGUGCUUAAGCCUCAAACGACUCCAAGGGCUCUGCAACAGGUGUUGUUGGCUAACGGGAUCUGUACAUUGGCAUACUCCAUGUUAGCUAUUCUCAUCUAUUCAGAUUUAUGCAGUGGUAGCUUGUACACUCUUAAGCCAAGGUCACUAGACCUUUCUCCAUGUGACGGUCAUCCAAGAGACAUUUGCUGAUGAUAUGCCCGGAAUGCUCCUUUACUUCAUUGAUUGGGAUGAAUUAUUUGUAAUCCCAAGGGGUAUUCUUGAUCGUGUUCUCCUUUUCUUUGAGCCUAUAAUCUUCCUCCAUGAAAAUUUCAAGCUUUCCUUUAAGAUCCCUCCAUAGAAAUCAUCUCCCCCUAUAUUGGCACUGCCACUUCUGCUCCUCCAAAAGAUUAUAUCAAAAUUCUAAAGAUGGAUGGAUACUCAGCUCUUUUCUUCUCUUCUUCCUUUUUCAUGCUUGGAAAACUUAUGGUUGCUCCCAUCCGUGUUGAGAUGACUCUGACUUCCUCCUUCUUUGGAUUAUUUUCUAUAUUGCUCACCUUGCCACUUCUCGCACGUCACGAGUACUGAUGGCGUUCGUAGCUCUGCCUUUUUUGUGAUCGCUGUAAUGUCACAGUCACUCCAGCAUAUGGACAAUUUUUUGUGAACCAACGUCAUUUUAAAAGAAAAAAAUUCACCCAAAAUUUAAGAGAGAAAAAUAUAUGGCUCUUACCAUGAACUGAUAAGAGUUAGUUUAAUUAAUAUUUUUUAUGGUUACAACUAUUCAUUUGACUUAUAUCUAAUAUAAUAUAGGGCUAAUACCAUUAUAACACCCGAACUAUUGCAAAAAUGUCACUUUAUAUCAUGAAGUAUUUUUCUGUUAAAGUUGACUCGUUUUGACCGUUAGUUUUUAACAAAAAGUCCAGUCAGCGUUGAUGUGGCACAUGACGUGGAAUUUAAAUUUAUUUAAUAAAAAAAUCAUUAAACACUAUUACAGAAAAAAUUAUAUAAAAAUCAAAACAUCAAAAAUCAAAAUAAAAAGCUUCAUCUCGCUCAUUGCCCCCCCCCCCCCCCCCCCCCCCCCCCCCCCCCCCCCCCCCCGCGCCAGAUCUGCAGCGCAUACUUCUACUAGAAUGAGUGUGAGAGAUCUUUCUGCAAGGAUGGGAAUGUGAAGCGAGCGAUAACCAUGAUUAUUGGUGGGAUUAGACUGGGAGUUCUCUCCGAAGUGCUCCGACAGUCAUUCGCCGCCCGCAAGCUUCACAAUGACGACGGCGGAGAUCAAAAGACUCGCACAGUGGCCUCUCGUUCCCCUCCUUAUAUCGACGACAUCGAUUCGGCUUCCUCGUUCCCUACUCUGCUCGGUGGCUCCCCUUGCCCGCAACUGCCGUUGGCCAAAUCCUUCCUCCCAGUUGCGCCUUCGUCUACGCCUCGUCCGACUCAGGCAUCUCCAGAAAUCCAGAUCUCCGUCCUCAACCGUUCUACCGCAACUGCCAAAAAUUCUAUCGGAGGAAGAUUUCUCACCGCCCAAUGCAAGCCAUUGAGCAAAGCUAAGGGAUAGCUACUGGUAGUAAUCAUGUUUAGGAAAGUUAUUGAUAGAAGCAAGAAAUGGGGGAAACAGGCCUCCACUGGACCAAUGACGAGUUAUUUACAGGGACUACAUCUCGGCUGGGAGUUUUCAUGGUAGGAUUUUUUCUUAUCGCCCCAUAUGGCCAAUCUUCUUCUUCGUCCAAUGAAAACGAGCAGCGAAAUCGACUUGGCAAUUUUUUAGAGAAAGAGAGGACGAAUCCGUAGGGAAGAAGAAUAAUGAGAUUUUUUUAUUAUUUUGUUUUAUAAUUUUGGCAAUUUACAGUUUUUUUAAAUUUUAACUCAAUUUUUAUUUAAUUUGAAUAAAAAAAAUAUGAGGUCGGUGACGUGGCAUCUAUGUGGCAGCCACAUUUUUGCCACGUCAACAAAAGACAACUUCGCGUUGACCACCGUUUGGUCAACCGUUAUCUUUAAUCGUCAACGAAAUUGACAGGAUACAAAUGACACAAAGUAUCAUAGUUGAGGACAUGAAUGGAAUAUUUGAUACAAUAUGACACAAGUGACAUUUUUUCGAUAGUUCGGGUGUUAUAGUGGUAUUAGCCCUAUAAUAUAUUGAGUGACUCGCUAAAACUACAUUACUAACUAUUCCAAGUGUAAGAAAGACAUUAUCAAAGU